AUGAUUCGGGCAGCGUCUUUUCUUGUAGCCGCGUCGCUGUUCGUGCGACUGGUCGUCGCACAGGCGGCUGGGUGGACGGAUGGCCAGGUCAAUACAACCAUGUGCCAGUGGGAUUCGCCUCGAGCUGCUGUGAUUCGCGAUACCCUAUAUAUCGAUGGCGGUUACCUUUGGUGGCAGCCAGGGAUGGCUGAUGGCAGCCUUGGUAGCCCGAUAGCUGACGGCAAUCCGCUGGGUCUGGUCUAUCUUCUGAACUUUAGCACCCCAUUCAAUACUUCCCAAAACCUCACUAGUAUAUUUACCACGAUAUCAAAAGCCGCUGGCGGGGGGAACUCGAACAAUAUUGGCCCACAAUAUUAUGAUGGGGGCAUGUUUGCCAAUGACUACGAGUGGUUCACAUACGGAGGUCUUCUCGCAACUACGGAUGCAUUUAGAUCGCCAGGGAAGGAUGUUGUUACAGCAUACGAGGCAUAUUCCUCGGAUCCAUCAAGGCAGUUUGCCAGUGGAUAUACUAUUAAGUAUCUACCCGACGGUUUGACCAGAUAUGUCUCAAACGGCGCGGCUGUCAGUGUUCCUUCAGAAAACCUCGGCUUCUACUUUGGGGGUUUGCGAGCUGCGAGUUCUGGUCCGAUAUAUUACCAACCUCCUAACUCAAAUGCUUCCAUAAGGGCUGAUACGCAAUCCUUGAAUAUGGUAGAAUUGGAUAUGAGUGUGCAGCAGAAGGAGGCUUGGACCAAUCGUACUCUGCCCCCCGAGGUUCCUGGACGUGCCGGUGCCGAGUUGGUCUGGGUUCCAAUUUCUGAAAGGGGAGUUCUUGUGGCAAUCGGUGGAGUGAUAUUUCCCUCCUACGCCAACUCAAGCCAGAAAGUCAACGCCUCUGCCACCGCAGAAAGUAAAAAACAAAGCCCCACCUUCAUGUCCACUGUAGCUGUAUAUGAUGUCGCUAAGGGGGUCUGGUACGAGCAGGCCACUACCGGUUCCCCUCCCGGCCAACUGACCCAGGGUUGUACCGUGCUGGCAUCUGCUCAAGACUAUUCCAGCCACAAUAUCUACUGGUAUGGAGGGUUCGACGGACUUAACCCAAAGGGCGAUUUUUCCGAUGACGUCUGGGUCCUAUCCAUUCCAUCCUUCGUGUGGAUGAAAGUCAAAUCAGGAACGGCUGCCCACGGCCGUGCUGGACACCGAUGUACGAAGCCUUACCCCGAUCAGAUGAUAGUGGUGGGUGGCUAUACUUCAUCACCUGGAUUAUCGUUAAACUGCCUCGAUGGAGGCUUCAUCCAAAUCUUCAACCUCAGCAGUGCUGAGUGGAUGACCUCUUACGAUCCCAGUAAAUGGAGCAAUUAUACAGUUCCAUCCGUGAUCUACAAGACGAUCGGAGGCUCUGAGACUGGCCAUGCAACUGAAACUUCGCCUUCACCCACCGGCUUUACUAACAAUUCAAUGAAAGCACUAUUUGACUCUAAAUAUAAUACGUCCAAGAUAACUACCUGGUAUCCCUACCAUGCUAGCCCAACAUCCAACAACAAUCGAACAACUCUUCUCCCAGAAGCGGUAUCAAAAUCUAGCACACCAUCAUACCUAGCUCCAGUUCUCGGAGUCGUCCUCGGCUUGAUCUUCCUCAGUCUUGUGGUCCUUGGAGUUCUACUUUGGCGUCGGAGGAAGCUAUUAAAACUCAACGGAACAGCAACACAAAGCGAGCCAGGAACGAUGGAUAAUCGCCGCUGGGUUACAAACUGGCUACGCGCUACCCCCACCUAUGCUAAAGCCCCAACUGUCACAACUGAUGAAACGCCCAUGACUCCUCGUACAGAAGAGUAUGAAGUACCAUAUGUCCCUGAUGUUCCUGAAAUGGCGGGCGUUCCAGUUUUAGAAAUGGAGGAUACCUCCCGACCCACUGAACUUCACGGCACAGGCUUUGUCCCAAUGGCGACUGGGAAGGCAGCAGCCAGCGGUCGCCACCCCAACGGCCUCGCCCACUCUCCUUCAACAGGCUCCCACGUCUCGCAAACAAGCUCCGUAUCCCGCAACUCCAACGGCUCCGGCCGCCCCGGCAUCUCCCCUGUAGCCACACCUCGCGCAGAUUCCCCCUCCCUUGGGCAAGUUGGAACUAGAUCUCGCAUAGCGAGCGAUCUCUCCGAUUUUAGCGAAACUGACCGUGGACAUCUGAGGGGAAUUUCGGAAACGAGCGUCAGUACUGAUGGUGCAUAUGCUGCGCCCCCACAAUUACCUGAAUCGGCAGCUCCCGCUCCAACUGAACCACCAACAGUGACAGUAACGAGUGAAGAAGACCCAACACCGGCGCCCUUGUCCGUCGUAAGUCCACUUACGCCGCCACAGGUGACCCAUGAGUCAGGAGAUUAUAUUGGAGCAGGUGCCACUGGAUCAGCAGGGAGGGCUCCCCAAACCACGCAAACAACUCACCAAAUUCAAAACCAGAAUAGGAAGAGUAAUUUUUCGGAGAAGUUGGAUGAUUCUGAUGGACCAGGAAAUUGA
Venustampulla echinocandica is the source of this 2490-nucleotide messenger RNA. RefSeq lists its product as uncharacterized. Bases 1 to 2490 code for a protein of 829 amino acids. The transcript is spliced from 5 exons. The record is from RefSeq and is a predicted model, not a curated record. Gene Ontology annotation, molecular function: protein binding. NCBI's taxonomy places the organism in Eukaryota, Fungi, Ascomycota, Leotiomycetes, Helotiales, Pleuroascaceae.